UCCUCUCAAAGCCCGGAGUGAAUAUUUUUUGCGCUGCCCUCCUCUCUCAGUCACGUGCACUCUCACUCUCCCCCUAUUUCACACCAUCUCACCUCUUGCCUUCCCUCUCUGAAUCCUCUCUCUUUCUAUCUCCCUAAGUCUUUCUGGAGGAAUUUCUAGCUUAGAGUGCCUGUCAAGCAGUAAGAAGAAGCUCUCAAGAAGACAGAAGACAGACAAGGUGGAGAGACUGAGCAGAGUAGUGGCGUCAGUAUGCCGUGUGUGAGCUUCCUGUUGGUGGGGACUUGCUUGCUGGUCCUCGGCCCGGCUGUUUGGGGCGCCCCCAGCCAGUGCCCGGCUCAGUGUCACUGCCAUGGGGACCUGCAGCAUGUCAUCUGUGACAACGUGGGGCUGAAGAAGAUCCCGCAGGUGUCCGAGGCCACCCGUCUGCUCAACCUGCAAAGGAACAACCUGGGCAGCCUGCCCACCGGCUCCUUCGCCAGCAGCAAGGGUCUCAUCUCGUUGCACAUGCAGCACUGCCAGCUCAAGGAGAUUGGUGGCCAGGCCUUCAAGGGACUCAAGAAGCUAAUCUACCUCUACCUGUCCAACAACGAGAUCACCAGCAUCAAGCCAGGUGCCUUCGAGGACCUCACCGAGCUCACUUACCUCUACCUGGAUGGCAACCGCAUCAGCGACCUGCCUAAGGGAAUCUUCUCACCCAUGAUCAACCUGUUCAUCCUGCAGCUCAACGACAACAAGCUGCGUGACAUCAAGCCAGGCACCUUCGCCGGAGCCAAAGACCUGCGCUGGCUGCACAUGAGUGGCAAUGAGAUGAACUCGCUGCAGCCGGGCUCUCUGGACGACGUGGAGAAUCUGGCCAUCCUGCACCUGGACAGGAACAGGCUGUCCACCUAUCCUGGCCUGGCCAUGAGCAAGCUGAGAGUGGUGGAGGAACUGAGCCUGGCCAAGAACCCCCUGAGGAGCAUCCCCGACAACGCCUUCCAGAGCUUCGGACGCUACAUGGAGAAGCUGCACUUGGAUGGCAUGGGGCUGGAAAAGUUCUCUGACGCUGCAUUCAACGGAGUGACGGCCAUCAAGUCUCUGCACCUGGACAACAACAAGCUCAAGUCCCUCCCCAACAGCCUGGAGUUCACCACUAUCACCAACCUCACGCUCUCCAACAACCCCUGGAGCUGCACCUGCACGCUUGCCCCUCUGCGCAAGUGGAUGGACUCUAGCCGCCAGCGCCCUGAUGCGCUCUGUGUCUCUCCGUCCUCACAGAGAGGAAAGCAGAUCAGAGACAGCUCUGCCUUCAGCAGCUGCAAAGUCAAGACAAAGAGAGCCAAGAAGGGCACGCGCCAUUAAAAGAGAACUCUCUGUCUGCUCGUCAGAGUCUGUCCCCUGGCUGUUCUUUUUCCAUCUUGGCCUUGGUGUCCUGUCCAGAACAGAACAGCGUGUCCCGGUCAUGGCGUUGACCAGUAGGAUGGCAGACUGUUUGACUUGGCUGCUGAUGUUUAUGUCUUUCUACAGGAGACGCUGUCUGGGGGGAAAGGCCUGUCCAGGUGACGGGCUUGGUACGUGUGCAGAGAAAGAAAGAAAGCAACUCUAACUGCUACUUCAAGACUGUCCAUCUCACUAUCUGCCAAAUCUCAAUUUCACAUGUACACACAGGGAGUGAUACAUGACACACACACAUGCACACAAAAAUCACAAACAGAAAACCAAAAGGCUUACACGAAGCAGAGACUCAAGAAAACACUUGUACACAAGGGGAAGAAUUGUGUGGUUCAGUUCACAGACAACAUUCACACAACCCACACACACAACAUACACACAACCUUUAUCAAUACAAACACACACCUUUCUUUCAUCCCACUCUCUUUUCAACGGCUGAGGAAUUUGUCAAGCAUCCUACAACCAACACUCAGACAAACAGCCAUGUUGACUCUCCUCGUCUCGCUCUCCCUGACGCCAGCUUUACACCUUCACCUUUCAGGACCCUGCCGCCUACUGCCACAGCAAUGGCCUGCAUAAUUCCCCCAAAUUCCCCCAAAAAACCUAAAUGGAAUGCUCCAGGCCAGGUCUCCCUUUAUUUACUAUGGGUCACUCGGCUGGUCAUGUCUCGCUGUCUCGCUUUUCCUGUGAGAAAUUCUCUGUCAGACUGAGGAAACAUCCUGAAAGGACUGUGACCGUAAAACGGACGUCGACGUAGCGUGACCCCUCUCAAACUCUGACCAAAGGUAAACGACACAUCACAGCGCAGGCGGCUGAGGACUUUUUCUGAAAGGGUUUAUGAGACAACGGAGCGAUGGCAGGUCAAAGUUGAGAAGGAACAGUCAGAGAUGACAUGAACAAAGAGAGGACUCCAGUUCUCCAGCAGUAUCUUUCGUUUAAAGACUGAAUACAUACAAAGGACAAUCUCCCUAGAGAUACAAUGAUACUUAAUUCUUACAUGAAUUAAGUUUAAAAGGGUUUGCAAUGCAUUUAAAUCUGUUAUCACAGGGGAAAAUAGUGUACAGUUCAAAAUGGAUAUGAGAAAAGGUGGCAGAGGUGUCAUGUCUUUGACUAAAUAAGUAAUAUACUAAAUAUUUUGCCUUUUCCAUCCCCCCUGCUGUGGCAAUGCUUCAUUUGUUAGCGGACACAUCCAGACACACUGUGUUCCAUUUCAUUUAAAGUAAUUGAUUGACAUUGAAAAAAUAUACUUUUUACUGCUAAGUCAAUGGAUUGUCUAUAAGCAUCAAACACUUACCAAACUCUGUGAGUAUCAUAACUCUUAAGAUUUGACUCUUCUUUUUUUUAUGUAUAUUGAACAUCAUAAAUGUAUUUUUUUUCGACUUUCGGAGGUGAACAACUCACAUCCAAUAAACAUCGAAGAAAUAAAGA
Salvelinus sp. IW2-2015 is the source of this 2859-nucleotide messenger RNA. Its product is annotated as chondroadherin. Lineage: Eukaryota; Metazoa; Chordata; Actinopteri; Salmoniformes; Salmonidae. Gene Ontology annotation, cellular component: extracellular matrix. Gene Ontology annotation, molecular function: protein binding. The record is from RefSeq and is a predicted model, not a curated record.